AUGAAGCUCCCUUCGCUCACUGCCGUCGCUCUUCUGGCCGCCAUGGCCACUGCGAAGCCGAUCCACAAGACCAAGACGUCUGGUCACAAGGCCAAGACGUCCGAUCUCUCGUAUGACGGUGGCGAUUCCCCUGAUGAUAGUGGCGAACACUCCUCUGGAGGUGGCGAUCCCCCUAAUGGAGGUGGCGAUCCCACUAAUGGAGGUGGCGAUCCCACUAAUGGAGGUGGCGGUCCCCCUAAGGCAGGCGGCGAUCCCCCUAAGGCAGGUGGCAAUUCCGUUAAAGGAGGUGGGAAAGGUCUCCCAACGACUAAGGGCCUCGAGGGAAUCACCUACGUCCCUCAGAUCUUGGAGGACCUCCAGCAACCCGGCCUGCUCAUGCGCUACAACGAGCCAGAUGGAGCCGGACAGGCUAACCUCGCCCCAGCCGAUGGCGCUGGCGCCUGGCCCGAAUUCAUGUCCAAGUGCCAGAACGGCGGCAACUGCGGGGCAUCCACGGACAUCAUCAGCCCCGCCAUGGCUUGGGACAACCAGUGGCUCGUCGACUACUACGCUAAGCUCUGCCCGGGCGUCUCGCCACAAGAGCUGCACAGCUCGGAUUGCCCGCACAAGCCGAAGUACAUGGCCAUGCACUCUUACAAGCCGACGUUCGAGGGGUUCAAGCAGGAAGUCGAGACGUUCGCAAAGAACUGGCCCGGUUUCCCUAUCAUCAUCUCCGAGUUUUCGUGCUGGAACUUUGGCGAGGGAGAGAAGCGCUGUCAUGAGGAUAUCAACGAUUACUACGCCGCUUUUGGAGCGGGCAUUCCCCGCGGAAGUAACGCCGGUGGCAUUGAAGGCGACAACGCUAUCGUCUUCGCUGACGGAGAGAUCACGGAGCUCGGCAAGAUCUAUCAGUCCUACGGUCGUGCCUAA
Trichosporon asahii var. asahii CBS 2479 is the source of this 909-nucleotide messenger RNA. RefSeq lists its product as uncharacterized. Gene Ontology annotation, cellular component: fungal-type cell wall. The transcript has 4 exons. Lineage: Eukaryota; Fungi; Basidiomycota; Tremellomycetes; Trichosporonales; Trichosporonaceae. Bases 1 to 909 code for a protein of 302 amino acids. The record is from RefSeq and is a predicted model, not a curated record. Gene Ontology annotation, biological process: fungal-type cell wall polysaccharide metabolic process.